Messenger RNA from Pelobates cultripes (western spadefoot toad), 423 nucleotides. NCBI's taxonomy places the organism in Eukaryota, Metazoa, Chordata, Amphibia, Anura, Pelobatidae. The record is from the annotation of a GenBank genome assembly.
AUGCCGUUCUUUCUGCCGCCGGUCACCAAACACAAACGCAAGCCUACUAAGGCCUCCCACGCGAGCAGUCCGAGAAGCACGACUAACAACAUUGCGGCCUGGGGGGACCUGGACUGGUCUACACCUGAACCUCGACAGAUACAGCCCCAAAAGGUGGACGAGAUGAGAAGGGAGACCCAAAAGUCUCAUGUGCAAACACCGAAGGAAUCACAGGACAUCGGCACGCUGCUACAAAGCACACCCAGGCACAGAGUCUUGGAGCAGGCUGACACUGUGGUCUAUAAUCCACUGACGGAGGACAGUGUGAAUAUGGAUGCCUCAGGGCCAGAGCCUCCCACACCUGUGAACCCAGUCACAACUACUCCUGCAAGUAUGGUUCCUGCAACAAAACAGGACAUUGACAAUCUUUUUAUUAAAAUUUAA